UGUCCAAUAGAACUACCAAUUUAUUGGAAUUAUAUCAUUGAUUAAUACAGCAAGCCAAGGCAUUUUUUCUUUGGAAAAAAAAUAAUAAUGGCUGAUUUUUCUGUCCACUGGGUUUUUGCAUUUGGUGUGCUAGGAAACAUUGUUUCCUUUUUCGUUUUCCUUUCUCCACUGCCAACAUUUUAUAAGAUGUACAAAAACAAAUCAACAGAAGGCUAUCAAUCAAUUCCAUACGUUGUUGCCUUAUUCAGUGCAAUGCUUUGGAUUUACUAUGCAUUUCUCAAGACCAACACUACACUUCUCAUCACUAUUAACACUUUUGGAUGCUUUGUCGAAAUUAUAUACGUUGGCUUCUACCUUUUCUAUGCAUCAAAGGAAGCCAGGGUCCAAACUAUAAAGUUACUGCUUUUAUUAGUAGUUGGUGGCUUUGGAGCUAUUGUCCUAGUGAGCCAAUUUCUAUUUGAAGGAGCAGUUCGUGUACAAGUGGUUGGGUGGAUUUGCCUUGUUUGUUCCUUAUGUGUUUUUGUAGCACCUUUAUGCAUAGUGAAACAAGUAAUCAAAACAAAGAGCGUGGAAUACAUGCCAUUUCUCCUCUCUGUUUUCCUCACUCUAAGUGCAGUUAUGUGGUUCUUCUAUGGCCUUCUAUUAAAAGACUUCAACAUUGCUAUUCCAAAUGUAUUGGGAUUCAUAUUUGGCAUCCUCCAAAUGGUGCUCUAUGUGAUGUACUACAACAAGAAAGAGGAAGAGUUUGUAAAGGAGCAGAAUCUUCCAGAGCUAAAAAACCAUGUGAUAAUCUUACACAAUGACAAGAAAUUUCCAGAACUAAGUGAAGAGCAAAUUAUUGAAAUUGUGAAACUUGGUUCACUGAUUUCAUGUACACGAAAGUUUGAUUUGGCCUUAUGUCUGCAUGAAAAUAUAGCUGAAGAUCAUAAAAGGCUGCGGAAAACACUGGAAAUAUGAGA
This is a messenger RNA of Solanum stenotomum, 959 nucleotides long. Its product is annotated as bidirectional sugar transporter SWEET9-like. Gene Ontology annotation, molecular function: sugar transmembrane transporter activity. Gene Ontology annotation, cellular component: membrane. Gene Ontology annotation, biological process: carbohydrate transport. Lineage: Eukaryota; Viridiplantae; Streptophyta; Magnoliopsida; Solanales; Solanaceae. The record is from RefSeq and is a predicted model, not a curated record. The coding region runs from base 88 to 957 and encodes 289 amino acids. The transcript is spliced from 6 exons.